GAGUUCGUUUACCUCAGGCUGCGGAGCGCCAUGAAGGGGAGCGGGGGACGGCGGAGGGGCCCGGCGGGGACGAUCCGGGAGGAACAGGAUGGGACGGAGCCCUAUGUGGUGGGGCAGGUGCUGCGCAGCCUGGGGGCGAGCGAGGAACUCUCCGCGCCUCUUGCGCGCCUCUUCAGCGCUGCCGCAGACCCCCCCGUGCUGGUGGCCGUGGCGCCGGAGAGUAAGAAGAGAAAGCAUUCAGAAGAAGGAGAGAAAGUGUCAGAAGAUCAGAGCUCAUCUGUCACACAAGACCCUCCUAUAAAAGCUAAAAAAACCAGAAAGAAAGAGGUUUCAAAAGCAGAGAAAGAACUGGCAAACAGAGAGAGUGGUUUGGAGAAGGCAGACGAAGAGGAGGAGCAAAAACUUUCUCAAAACAAAGUGAAGCAAAAAAAAAAGGCUUCUCAGGCCAUCACCAGAAGUGUUAAUUCAGAUACAGGCACUACUGUAAAACAACACAAGGAGAAGAAGGUGGCUGAUGAAGCAGUACACAGAAGAACAGUGUUUGUUGGGAACUUGCCUGUCAGCUGUACUGUUCAGGAACUGAAAUCUCUUUUUAAAGAGUAUGGACAAAUAAAAUCCAUUCGAUUCCGGUCUUUGAUUCCAGCAGAGGAUACUGUAUCCAAAAAGGUAGCAGCAAUAAAGCAUCAGGUGCACCCUAAUGCAAAGUUUGUUAAUGCUUAUGUUGUGUUCAAGCAAGAAUGUGAUGCUAUUAAGGCUCUAAAUGAAAAUGGAACAGAAAUCGCUCGUGGAUUUCACAUCAGAGUUGACAUUGCAUCAAAAAACAGCUCGCAUGACAAUAAACGAUCUGUAUUCUUGGGAAAUCUCUCAUAUGACAUCAGCGAUGACGCCGUGAGGGAACACUUCUCUGUCUGUGGGGAGGUGGUGGCAGUGAGAGUGGUGAGAGACAGGAAAACUGGCUUGGGAAAAGGCUUUGGAUAUGUUCUCUUUGAGAACACAGAUGCUGUACAUCUUGCUCUGAAACUCAACGAGAGCCUUCUGGUGGGGAGAAAGAUCCGUGUGAAGCGCUGUGGGGAGAAGUGGAAAGCCCCACAGCAAAGCUCCCACCAGUCCCGUGCUCCUAAGGACAGAGCUGAUCCUGCACUGAAAGCCAAGAGGAGCUCCAAGGAUUCGUUCAUUGGUGAAAAAGCAGUGCCCUUAAAGAAGAGUGCUAAGCCAAAGAGACUGAAAACUCUUCCUCAAAAAACAGCUGGGAAAAACAAAGGGACUUCUGGUAAAAAAUCCAAAGUAUAGAAGUGGUCCUUAUGAAAUUGAUGCAUACAAGAGGUUUUUGUCAUAAAUCAUGUUUGCUAA
Calypte anna (Anna's hummingbird) is the source of this 1350-nucleotide messenger RNA. RefSeq names its product RNA binding motif protein 34 (gene RBM34). Bases 31 to 1290 code for a protein of 419 amino acids. Gene Ontology annotation, molecular function: RNA binding. Lineage: Eukaryota; Metazoa; Chordata; Aves; Apodiformes; Trochilidae. The record is from RefSeq and is a predicted model, not a curated record. The transcript has 10 exons.